Betta splendens (Siamese fighting fish) is the source of this 981-nucleotide messenger RNA. RefSeq names its product transmembrane immune signaling adaptor TYROBP (gene tyrobp). The record is from RefSeq and is a predicted model, not a curated record. Gene Ontology annotation, biological process: neutrophil activation involved in immune response; microglial cell activation involved in immune response; negative regulation of B cell proliferation. NCBI's taxonomy places the organism in Eukaryota, Metazoa, Chordata, Actinopteri, Anabantiformes, Osphronemidae. Gene Ontology annotation, cellular component: cell surface. The coding region runs from base 420 to 731 and encodes 103 amino acids. Gene Ontology annotation, molecular function: signaling receptor binding. The transcript has 5 exons.
ACGAAGCAGAGGCGCGGCAGGCAGUGACAGCGGCCAACGUGAGCAGCAAACCACAGGUCUGCAGGAAAUGCUCCUUUCAGAGAUACGCCCGCACGUCCUUCAGCACAGAGAGCAGGUGUAAUGAAACUAAUGAACCUGACCUUCAAGUCGUUAUCACGGCAUCGCUUGGUGAAAAAAAGUCAGAAACUGUGACAACCGACCUCUGUGUGUGUGAGAGCAGACGUCGAACCCUUGUGCCACCACAGGCAACGCUGCUUCCUGCGCUCAGAGUGGACUCACUCCUCCUCCAGUGGUCACAUGUGGACGAGCGGCGUCGCCCGUGGACCGAGUCCUCGUCACGACAGCUCGUUUGUUCUCACCGGAGCAGAGAAGCAGCGGUGGCCUCGCUUCCCCCUCAACCAGAAACCGACCUGAAGAAGAUGUCCGACGCUGUUUGUAUUGCGGGUUCUCUGUUUGGCUCGACAGAAGGACAACAGGAGUGUGGCUCCUGCUACCCGAUUAACAUGGGCUCUGUACUGGCCAUCAUCGCCUCAGAUAUCAUCUUAACCAUCCUCAUCACUAUUUCCGUGUUCUGCUUUGUGACUCACCACAAGAGGAGGCAGUGGAAUUCUCAUGAUGGCAAAAGAACCGUGCCGAAGAAAACGGCCACAGAGGUGACGGAGUCUCCGUAUCAGGAGUUGCACGGAGUCCAGUCAGAUGUGUACAGCGAGCUGCAGCACUUUAGGAAAUGAAACAAUGGAGCUAAAAACAAUCACAGCAAGCUCUCGUUCUGAUUGGUUUCACAUUCUAUAUCCAAAUAGUAACGCACACUUCCCUAUGAACACCUUGUGACGCUGCUUAUGUAGAACAAUGUAUAGAUUUAAUGUAAUUUAUAUUUUCUAGUGUUAAAUGUGUUGGCUGCAGUGUUUAAUGUGUCUGUGUGUGUCAAUUGUAAAAUUUCUUUAAAUAAUUAUAUUUGUGUUGAUCUCAGCAUGAAUUAAA